ACUUGACUGUUCAAACUAGAAGUUAUUUGGAAUGACACACUGAAUGUGACCCGCUACUUCAGAACAAGUCUUCGGCAGGCAUAUCCACAAACCUCGCCCUAGAUGGCGAGUAGAAUACGCUGCCAGUUAGCCACUAAUUUGAAGCCAAAUUUAUCCACCGUUGGAGGUCUACCGAGCACCUUUUCUUGCAUCUCCUCUGCUGAUUUUGCUGCGGACAAGCCAGAGAUGAAAGGUGUGUCAUUCCUUCUACAUGUCCUCCUCUUCCUUAGCUUGGGCCUUGCACCCCUAUGUAGCAGGGGAGUCGAAGAUCAAUUUGUCUACUCCGGCUUCACUGGGACAAACCUCACCCUGGACGGCGCCGCCAUGGUCACAGCGGACGGACUCCUCAAGGUGACCAACGGCACGGUUAACCUCUACGGCCAUGCAUUCCACCCAACCCCCCUGCGUUUCUGCAAGUCGCCCAAUGGUAGGGUGCGGUCCUUCUCUGUGUCUUUCGUGUUCGGCAUCAGCUCUGUCUAUCGUGAGACGAGUGUUGACGGAAUGGCCUUCUUCAUCUCCUCGAGGAACCAUUUCUCCAAUGUGCUUGCAAACCAGUUCCUGGGCCUCCUCAAUGACAAGAACAAUGGUAACUCCAGCAACCAUAUAUUUGCAGUCGAGAUCGACACCUUCCAAAACACUGAGCUGAAGGACAUCAACGACAAUCACGUCGGUAUCGACAUCAACAGUGUCCGCUCCGUGCAAUCGCGCCCUGCUGGCUUCUAUGAUGAUAUGGGCAUCUUCAGCAACUUGAGCCUAAAUAGCGGUGAAGCUAUGCAGGUAUGGGUGGACUACGAUGAAGGGGCCACACAGAUUAGUGUGACCAUUGCUCCACUGAGAGUAGUGGUCAAACCAGCCAAGCCAUUGGUCUCGGCCACCUAUGAUCUAUCACAAGUACUUGUGGAUCCAGCUUAUGUUGGUUUCUCGUCUUCGACUGGCCCGAUCAGCACACAAUACAUCGUGCUUGGGUGGAGUCUCAGCAUGGAUGGCCCCGCUCCGGUCAUUGACACCGCCAAAUUGCCAAAGCUACCUCAACUUGUUCUGAAGAAUACUCAGUCCAGAGUCUUGAAGAUCGUCCUUCCAAUAGCUACUGCAGCACUGGUGCUUGCUCUGGGAACUGCCAUCCUUCUGAUCAUACGGAGGCGACUAAGGUACGCCGAGCUGCGCGAGGAUUGGGAAGCCGAGUUCGGACCACAUCGGUUCUCAUAUAAAGAUAUGUUCCUUGCAACAGAGGGGUUCAAGAACAAGCACCUGCUUGGUACAGGAGGGUUCGGGAAGGUGUACAAAGGAGUUCUCCCGACAUCCAAACUAGAUGUUGCCGUAAAGAAGUUGUCCCAUGAACUGAAGCAGGGCAUGAAGGAGUUCGUCUCUGAAGUUGUAAGCAUUGGCCGCCUUCGGCACCGUAACCUCGUGCAGCUACUCGGCUAUUGUCGAAGAAACCAUGAACUCCUCUUGGUGUAUGACUACAUGCCAAAUGGCAGCCUUGAUAGGUAUCUGUACUGUGAUGAAGAGGGCAAGCGACCCACUUUGGGCUGGGACCAGAGGUUUGCGAUCAUCAAAGGUGUUGCAUGUGGCUUGCUCUACUUGCACGAGAAGUGGGAGAAAGUUGUCGUCCAUCGGGACAUCAAGGCGAGCAAUGUGCUCCUGGACAGUGAGAUGAAUGCACGGCUAGGCGACUUCGGUCUCGCAAGAUUAUACGACCACGGUACGAACCCGCAGACAACACAUGUGGUUGGAACGGUGGGGUACCUAGCACCUGAGCUGACACAAACAGGUAAAGCGUCCCCUCCUACAGACGUCUUUGCCUUCGGCGCAUUCCUUCUCGAAGUUGUUUGCGCGCAAAGGCCCAUCAAGCAGGACGCGCAAGGCAACCGGCUCAUGCUGGUCAACUGGGUUCUUCAACAUUGGCACAAUGGGUCGCUCAUGGAGACGGCGGACAAGAGGUUACAAGGCGACUGCGGCACAGUCAAAGAUGAGGUCUGUCUUGUGUUAAAAGUAGGUCUCCUGUGCUUGCAUCCUUUCCCUGCUUCAAGGCCCAGCAUGCGACGGGUGCUCCAGUACCUUGAUAAUGACGUGCCACUGCCGGAGUUGGCACCAACACAUUUGGGCUUCAGCAUGCCGCCUUGGAUGCAAGGCAAAGCAGGAUCCAUGCCAUACCUGCAGCUCGAGAGCACGAGCAUCGGCACGAUCUCGGGCCUCUCGGGAGGACGAUGAUGUUAGUCAGUGUGACAUAUGGUCCGGUCUGGUGUAUAUGCAAUGAAGCUCUGCAAGUUAUGCAUGUAAACUCUGCAGAUGUACUGCUUUAUUAUAUGAAUCUCGAAGGGUGGCUUUGUUAUAUGAAACAUCCCUUGGCGUAUGUGUUUUCUGCAAAUUAUGCAUUGCUAAUGCAGUUAGCGAGCAUCUUUUGUGUGAUUCAUGACUUUGUAAUAAUCUUAUGGCAUCACACUCUGUUUAUAUUAUUUAUAUGUACCCGACAUUUAAAAGUA
Molecule: messenger RNA, 2522 nt
Organism: Aegilops tauschii subsp. strangulata
Lineage: Eukaryota; Viridiplantae; Streptophyta; Magnoliopsida; Poales; Poaceae
Product: L-type lectin-domain containing receptor kinase SIT2-like
Biological process (GO): protein phosphorylation
Molecular function (GO): carbohydrate binding; ATP binding; protein kinase activity
Source: RefSeq, a predicted model, not a curated record